This is a messenger RNA of Mytilus trossulus (common blue mussel), 705 nucleotides long. RefSeq lists its product as uncharacterized. Gene Ontology annotation, cellular component: adherens junction. The transcript is spliced from 4 exons. NCBI's taxonomy places the organism in Eukaryota, Metazoa, Mollusca, Bivalvia, Mytilida, Mytilidae. The coding region runs from base 78 to 698 and encodes 206 amino acids. The record is from RefSeq and is a predicted model, not a curated record. Gene Ontology annotation, biological process: homophilic cell-cell adhesion; heterophilic cell-cell adhesion.
UCCUAAGGGUAAAUAAAUAUAUAUGUGACAUAUACCAUCUACUUUGAUUCAAAUGACCAUUUUAAUAAACAACAACCAUGUGGAUUUGUCUUAUUUUUAUUUUAGAAUAUUUUUCUACAACAUUCGCUGACACUGUACCAGAAAUAGCAUCAAGACUUCAAAACAUUACAACAGAAGCCGAUACUGACGUUAGGUUCCACUGCACCGUGACAAACAGAGGUGACUCAAGUAUCCAGUGGUGGUAUGUAAGCGGUAAGAAGAGUAUUGCUAUUGGUUUACAGUUUGGUAAAGGAAUAUCACAUGACAAAUACCAUGUGGAGGAAACUUCAAACACAAGCGACAUUACUGUCAGUACACUGACAGUUCGUUCUGUACAUUCUGAGGAUGAAGGAAUGUACCGUUGUGUUAUAAGAAUACCCAGAGUUGCAUACCCAGCAUGGCCAAAAGAAAAUGGUUUUAUUUAUAUUCAAGAAAAUCAUAAAAUGGCGACAGAGAAAAAUAGCUUGGUGUCAACGACUGAGGGAACGAAACAAGGCACGCUGGAUGUCAAUAUAGAAGUUAAACCUACAAAUAAUGUGAAAUCAAGUACAGUUUUAUCAGACAAGCAAACGGGACAAAAUACAGCUUCUUGUUUGUCAAAUGGUUCUUUUCUUGUUUACGCUUGUGCAAUGGUUGUGUUUAUUGUGACAAUAACUUAAACAUGUA